Molecule: messenger RNA, 1497 nt
Organism: Lathyrus oleraceus (garden pea)
Lineage: Eukaryota; Viridiplantae; Streptophyta; Magnoliopsida; Fabales; Fabaceae
Product: serine acetyltransferase 1, chloroplastic
Exons: 1
Coding region: 133-1185 (350 amino acids)
Cellular component (GO): cytoplasm
Molecular function (GO): L-serine O-acetyltransferase activity
Source: RefSeq, a predicted model, not a curated record
AUUAAAUUAAACUAUAUACUAUAUACUUUAUAAUAAGUUGAAAUGUAUAGGACUAAGAUGUGGUUUUUCUGCUCAGUGCUAAGUGCUAACCAUUGAUAAUUUUGUUUAGAUCUUCCGUCAAUCAAAGCUACUAUGAUGAGAGGACGAUUCCUCAACUUCUUUCUCAAUCCAACCCCAAAAAAAUGGUCUCUUCUUUCUCUUACCCAUCACAAAUCUCAAUCUCACCAAUUCACCUCUGUUUCAAAUCCUGUUGAACCAAAUUCAAAGAAUCUUUUACCUCAUGAUAAUGGAAAAAUCUUCACACCAAGUUUUGGGAUCAUCAAAACCUUGCAUACUAGUUCUGUUGCUGAACAGUCUGAAAAAGAAGAGGUUGAAGAUUCCAUGUGGAUGAAGAUGAAAGAAGAAGCUAAAGAUGAUGUUUCUGUUGAACCUAUUUUGUCUGGUUACUAUCAUAUUUCAGUUCUGUCUCAUAAAUCAUUGGAGAGUGGUUUGGCUAAUCACUUAGCUGUUAAAUUAAGCAGUGUAAGUCUUCCUAGUACAACUCUUUCGGAUCUUUUUGGUGAAGUUUUGGAAUCUGAUAAAGAUAUUAUGGAUGCUGUGAAGAAUGAUAUGAAAGCUGUUAAGGAAAGAGAUCCUGCUUGUAUAACUCAUGUUCAUUGUUUCUUGAAUUUCAAAGGCUUUUUAGCAUGUCAAGCUCAUAGGAUAGCUCAUAAUUUGUGGACAAAUGGAAGGAAGGUUUUGGCUGUUAUAAUUCAGAAUCGAGUUUGUGAGGUUUUCGGAGUUGAUAUUCAUCCGGGAGCGAAGUUCGGGAGUGGAAUUUUGUUCGAUCACGCGACGGGGAUCGUGGUCGGAGAGACGGCUGUGAUUGGAAAUGAUGUGUCGAUUCUGCAUAGCGUGACGUUGGGAGGGACUGGUAAGUCUCAUGGCGAUAGGCAUCCGAAGAUUGGCGACGGGGUGUUGAUUGGUGCGGGGACUUGUAUUUUGGGGAAUGUUAAGAUCGGUGAAGGUGCGAAAAUCGGUGCUGGUUCGGUUGUGAUUAAGGAAGUGCCUCCGAGGACUACUGUCGUUGGGAAUCCGGCGAAGUUGGUUGGAGGGAAGAACAAUCCUAUUAAGCUUGAUAAGAUUCCUAGCCAUACUAUGGAUCAUGUUUCAAAUAUUUCUGAGUUUUAUGAUUAUGUUAUUUAGAGUAUUGUUGUGAAAAAACGAUUUGCAAUUUUAAGUUUAGAGUUUUGAGUUUAGUAAUUUAAGUUUCAGGGUUCUUGUUUGUUAUGUAAGAGAGAAUUUUGGUUCUCCUGGUAGCAAUAAUAAAAGUGGAGAUAAUAAGAAUAGAGUAAAAUUCUCUUUAGACUAUGGUGUUGCUUAUGCACAAUGGCUGCAUUUAUGUAUGUCUGUGUUAUGUUAUGGUCAUGUAAAGUUCUCUUUAUUGGAUCAGCAAUAUCUGUGAAGAGAAUGAAUCUCCUUUGUUUUUCUAUUAAGGGAAAUAUUCUAUUUGUUAUA